AUGUCGUCUGCAGUAGCAGAGCUGGAUGGCUAUCUCCAUUCCAUGCUUUCCUUGAAACCUCCUGGUGUAUCGGGAUCCAAGAUUAAUGGCAUCACCUCACUAUGCACUGCCAACAUUCAGUCCGAAUCAGUCUUGAUACAAAAGAUCUAUACCCACUUUAAGCGAGCACCAGGGACACACAAAUUGGGCGUACUCUAUGUCGUAGACUCUGUAACUCGACAAUGGGUAGACUUAGCACGCAAGGCUGGCCAGCAGAUUGGCGGCAGUGCUCCAGAUGGGACAUAUGCUGCAGGCGUUAAUCGAGUGACCGAGCUUCUGCCAGUCCUCAUGACUGAUAUCAUAAACAAUGCUCCUGAAGACCAAAAGUACUGGGCAUCUGCCAGCAUGGACAAAAUCAAAAAAUUGGUGGACAUCUGGGAGAGAGGAUAUACAUUUCCUGCGCCUAUGCUCCAAUCUUUCAAAGACAAGCUAAAUGCUCCAGUAUCUCAAAAUGUGGAAUCUACAACACCAGAAGGAUCACCAGCACCAAAUUCCUUCCUAUUGGGCGGACCUGCUCAGCAGCAGCAACAGCCGGCUGGUUCAGCUGCAGUGCCUGAUACUUCCAGCAUUUUGAAAGCGCUCGCGGAAAUGGCGAAGCAAAAUACAGCCGCCCCAGCCGCGCCGGCCAUCCCAGCACAGACUAGUUCCAGUAAUGUAUUAAACGCGCAGCCUGCAGUCCCGCAAACAAAUGCACCGUCUGUAGACCAGACUGCGCUACAAUCUAACGGGCAGUCCGUAAAUCCUUAUGCUGGAAAUCUUGCCGCCCAAUUCCCUGGUCUGGCCAAUACCGCCCAAAAUAUGUUCCAAAAUCAACCUCAAGGUCAGGCUGCAGGUGCAGCUGCAUAUCCUGGUCAGAACCCGCUUGCCCAGUUAAUGCAGCAACAGCAACAGCCAGCACCUACUGCCGUUACUCCUGAUCCCCUCCAGCAACUAAAUCUGAUCCAGCUCCUUGCUGCACAGGGUAUUCCGCAGGAACAGUGGGCAACUGCUCUGCAAAUCUUAAAUCUUUCAAAUGCAGCAAAUGCUGGUGGUUUGGGUAAUAUGAAUCCUCCUGCAAUGCCAGGCUUUGGUCAAAUGCCCGCAGCGAAUCAAAAUGCUUGGGGAUCAAAUGCACAGGAUAACUCGUCACGUGACAGAGACCGGGACCAGGACUAUACGCGCUCUCCUCCAGGCCAGUAUCGACGUCGUUCACGAUCUCCAGGGUGGGAUAGACGACGCGAUAGCUCCCCUCCUCGUCGUCGCGAUAGUCCAGUAUACGGUGAAUAUCAUGGUGACUCUCCCGGCCGUAACCGCGGCGACCAUGGCAGAGGAGGCCGUCGUGGGGAUGGAUACCGCCAGCGUAGCCCGCCUGGUCGACGCCGCCGAAGCCCAAGUCCUCGCAAGGAUACCACGCUGCCUCCACCAGGGCCAAAGUUCAUUGACUACGAUUAUUCUAUUGGAGACGGCAACAUCAAAGUUUUAAGUCGAACGCUGUUUGUUGGUGGUGUAACAUCUUCUGAAUCCCACCUUCGUUCGCUUUUCUCCCGUUACGGCACAGUUCAGACAUGCAUUGUCAACAAUGACAAACGACAUGCGUUUGUCAAGAUGGUCAACCGGCGCGAUGCCGUAACUGCCCGCGAAGGGAUGGAGCAGUAUAAAUCCGGAGACAUGCAGCUCAGGACACGCUGGGGAGUUGGAUUUGGGCCCCGUGACUGCAGUGACUACCAUACAGGUGUCAGUAUCAUUCCUGUUGACCGGUUGACUGAAGCCGACCGCAAAUGGUUGCUCACCGCAGAAUAUGGUGGCACUGGCGGUAAGCCCAUCGAGAACGGAAUGGUUGUCGAGGAGCCUGAUAUCGAGAUUGGUGCCGGUGUGUCUUCUAAGGCCAUCAGCCGUCGCAUGGCUACCGAUCAAGGCGGCAAGCGUGGGCCACAGUCCAGCCGCUACAGCCACGAGCGCUUCCGCCGCAACGAACGUGGCGGUGAUGACGGGCACAACAACAGCAGCGGUGACCAUGACCGUGAUGCAGCCUCUGGCCCGAACGCCAACGCCAUUGGUGUCCCUCCCGCCGUACCAGGUUUUGGAUUCUCAUUCCCAGGCAUGCCAAUGUUCCCACCCGGGUUCAUACUGCCUGGCACUCAGCCAUCCACUACUGGAGCACCAUCGCAACCACCCGCCCAGGGCCAGUGA
Microsporum canis CBS 113480 is the source of this 2208-nucleotide messenger RNA. RefSeq lists its product as hypothetical. Gene Ontology annotation, cellular component: nucleus. The record is from RefSeq and is a predicted model, not a curated record. Bases 1 to 2208 code for a protein of 735 amino acids. The transcript has 9 exons. NCBI's taxonomy places the organism in Eukaryota, Fungi, Ascomycota, Eurotiomycetes, Onygenales, Arthrodermataceae. Gene Ontology annotation, molecular function: RNA binding.